Caenorhabditis elegans is the source of this 1141-nucleotide messenger RNA. It is a transcript of the gene F13A7.1, whose product is annotated as Major sperm protein. The coding region runs from base 49 to 1071 and encodes 340 amino acids. The transcript is spliced from 4 exons. NCBI's taxonomy places the organism in Eukaryota, Metazoa, Nematoda, Chromadorea, Rhabditida, Rhabditidae. The record is from RefSeq and is marked reviewed.
AUUAUUUCCUUUUCGAAUCGACUAAUUGAGUGCGAGUUCGGAUAAACAAUGUCUCUCACUUUCAAUGUUUCGUCGUUGAAAUGGGCAGCGCCGGAAGGGCAAGCGAUUGUCAAGAUCAGCAAUACUUCUCAGCUGCGUUUUGCGAUUAAAGUCAAGACUAAUAAUGUGGAUGUCUACAAGACCACUCCGAAUACGGAUUUCAUCAUGCCUGGGUUUACACUGAAUUUGGUUGUGGUUCGUUGCAAGGGUGCGAUGAAGGAGGACAAGUUGGCUGUUCAGUAUCUUGAGUGCUCUCACGCCGAAACUGAUGCUGCCGAGAUCUUCAAGAGACCUGGAGCCCAACCAAACGUGUUUAUGAUCUUGAUGAAAUGUGAUGAUGGUAUGGGUGGCACAGAAAUGGCAACAUCGAAUCCAGGAUCGAAAGCUCAGGGAUCGGUGGCUCAGGGAUCGGCGGUUCAAGGGUCGGCUGUUCAAGGUGCUGGUGGUGGCGGUGGUGGUGCUUCUGCUGGUGGUGGUGCUGCUGGUGCUGGUGGAGCUUCUCAAAUGACGGCUGCCCAGGGAUCAGCUGCUCAGGGAGCAGGUGGCGGAGGAGCUGUUUCUCAGAUAUCUGCUGCUCCGGGAUCUAUGGCUCAAGGAGUUGGUGCUCCAGGAUCGGCUGCUCAGGGAGGAGGAGCUCAAGGACCCGUCUCUCAGAUAUCUGUGACUCAGGGAGGACGUGGUGGAGGCACUGCAGGCACUGGUUCCGUGGCUCAAGGUGUGACUGCUCAAGGAUCUGCUGCUCAGGGAGGAGGUGGUGGAGGAACUGCAGGAUCUGGCUCCGUUGCUCAAGGCUCUGCUGCUCAAGGGUCCGCUGCUCAAGGAUCUGCUGCUCAGGGAGGCGGUGUCGCUAAAUCAUCAUCUGUUGCCGGCGGUAUGAAUAAUGCCCAGGCACCAGCCGGUUCAGCAGCUUCAAGAGCUCAAUCUCCAGCUCCAGCUCCAGCAGCUCAACAGGCUAGACAACCAGUGCAAUCAGAGAUGGGCUGUCUGUAUGGUGGUGCAUAUUCGGGACCGAAAUCGCAAUACUAUAGAUAAACACGACGUUAUGCUGAAUGAAGGAAAGAAAAAUAUUGAAUGGAAAUUAGGAAAUAAAUGUUUUAGUAGA